Eruca vesicaria subsp. sativa (arugula) is the source of this 822-nucleotide messenger RNA. The record is from the annotation of a GenBank genome assembly. NCBI's taxonomy places the organism in Eukaryota, Viridiplantae, Streptophyta, Magnoliopsida, Brassicales, Brassicaceae.
AAAACACUAAAGAGACAAAAGAGCAAAGAAAAAGAGGGAGAGGAGAGAACGAAAUCAAUGGCGGUCUCCGUUCCCAUUCUCGUCGUCGUCACUUCCCUUCACCUCCUCGCCUUCGUAUUCGCCUUUGGCGCCGAACGACGCCGUAGCACUGCUGAAGCAGUUCCGGACCAGUACGAUGAGCAGACCUUCUGCCAAUACGGAACAGAGGCGUCUACGGUGUACGGCAUGUCGGCGUUUGGGCUGCUUCUUGUGAGCCAAGCGGUUGUUAACGGCGUUACAAAGUGUCUCUGUUGCGGAAAGGGUCUCGUCACUGGCACUUCUUACACCGUUUGGGCUAUUGUCUUCUUCAUCGUCUCUUGGGUAAGUUUUUUAGGUGCUGAGGCGUGUUUGUUAGCAGGAUCAGCAAAGAACGCUUACCACACCAAAAACAAAGGCGUUUACCAAGGGAAAGAGCUUUCUUGUGCGGUUUUACCGGUUGGUGUAUUUGCUGCUGGAGCUGCUCUGACUCUCAUGUCUUUGAUUGCAACCGUUUUAUACUACUUGGCUCAUUCUAAGGCUGACACUGGUGGAUGGGAGAAGCAUCAUAAUGACGGCAUUGGUAUGACUUCUCCUGGUGAUGUUCCAAAGCAGCAGAACACCGAUUUCGACAAGGUUUAAACGGACUUAUGUUUUGGUUCUUAUGAUAGUAACUAUGCUUUUUUUUAAGACAGGGGUAUAAACUAAUAUAAAAUGUUGUGUUGUUGUAAUUGUUCAUAUAAACUCGUAUCCUUAGAUGUAAUGUUGGCUUAAGAAUGUCUGCAUAUGUGAAACUUGGGUUGGCUC